Messenger RNA from Coregonus sp. 'balchen', 459 nucleotides. NCBI's taxonomy places the organism in Eukaryota, Metazoa, Chordata, Actinopteri, Salmoniformes, Salmonidae. The record is from the annotation of a GenBank genome assembly.
CAGGACAAGGUGCCCGCCAAGUGAGGCUCAGUUCGACGCACGCCCCUGACUUCCAUGCCAAGUAUGGCACUGGCCUGAUGAUCGGAGGAGUCGCGUUCUGUGUGUCUGUCUGGGGAUUUGUACGUUUGUUUUAAUCUUUGUGCACUUUUCUAGUAUAACACCUUGUGAUAUAGAACAAUGUAUAGAUUUGUAUAGUGUUGUGUGUAUUAUUCCUUCCCCACAAGCUAUGCAUCAACAUCAAAUGUAUUUAUAAAGCCCUUUUUACAUCAGCAGUUGUCACAAAGUGCUUAUACAGAAAUCCUCACUUGAGGAUUUAUUUCACUUGCUAUGUACACACCAGUUGUUUUGUGAUGCUCAAAGUCUCUCCUCGUUUUUUAGGUACUGACACAAACCGGCAUCACAUGGAAUCUGUCUCCAGUCGGCAAGGUCCAGCCUAAACCAUGGAGGGAGGUAGAAGAA